AUGGGAGGACUAAGAGCAAGGAGGAGAGUGACGAGCUCUUCUCUACUACUCCUAUCUACAUACUUACUGGGCAAGGUACAGAGACAGGUAGCAAGGCAAAGGGCUUAUGGUUCAUGGUUUAGUGAGAUGCCUCAUGUUCUCGACAACUCCCUGCUAAGGUACUGCCAGUUGCAGACUCGGACAACCUGGGCAAAGAGGCGUCUAUUGCGUCCAUUAAACCCUCGUGGAGCCAGCAGAGCACAUGGAAGUCUAAGCUUUAGUGGGCCACAGGAACAGGCACUUCACUCCCAGUCCCCAGGAGCAAGUGAAGUUGGAGUUGGGCACUUAAGCAUGGAUCAGGACGGAGGGGGUCAAGCAGGAACAGGAACGCUGCAUAUGGCAAGUGAAGGAUUGGCUCUGCAUAUACCUCACAGUAUGUACUUUGCUCAGUUCCAAGUGGAGGCAGUAGUAAAGACAGGACAAGAGAUGACUGAGUCUGGGCACUUGCUUUCCAUCGAAUAA
Colletotrichum lupini is the source of this 501-nucleotide messenger RNA. RefSeq lists its product as uncharacterized. The transcript has a single exon. Bases 1 to 501 code for a protein of 166 amino acids. The record is from RefSeq and is a predicted model, not a curated record. Lineage: Eukaryota; Fungi; Ascomycota; Sordariomycetes; Glomerellales; Glomerellaceae.